Molecule: messenger RNA, 2016 nt
Organism: Phyllotreta striolata
Lineage: Eukaryota; Metazoa; Arthropoda; Insecta; Coleoptera; Chrysomelidae
Source: the annotation of a GenBank genome assembly
AUGGGUACUAACGCAUCGUCUGUAGAAUCGUUAAUAUCACCUCGAAUCGCCAUGGAUAAUCAAACCGAUAGCGAGGAAUCUGGGCGACUCGCCCACGACCAAAUGCAACAAUCAAACGACCAAAAACAGGUUCACGAAAGCACCGAGCACGUCCCCGAUGCUCCACAACAAUCCCAAAACCAAUCCGAAGAAGUUACUCCCGUUUCCGGAGAGGAGAACGCACCUUCCGCUGCGAUCGUCGCAGACCCCUCGGAGCAGAAAUCAAACGACAAAGCAAUAGCCGCCGGCGAACCGGAAAUCGCCGGCGACGGCGACGACUCGGCCACCGAGAGCCUGCCGCCCACCGAGGAGCUCAUCGAGGAGCCGCACGACCGCUCCGACGGCUCCGAUUCCGGCCUCGGCUCCGAGCUGAGCGAGGAACGACCGCCGGAGAUGGCCGCCAUCGAAUCCUCCUUCUUGUACGGCACGCUGGCCAACGCGCACUUCGACGAGUUCGCCGCGCUCCAGCCGGCCGCUUCGAAGAAGAGCAGCCUCAAGCGCAAGGCGCCCGCCGACGCCGCCGCCGCCGCCGACGAGCCCGAGACCAAGAAGAGGAAAGGCAUCACGUUCGACAGCGUGACCGUCUUCUAUUUCCCCCGAGCGCAAGGCUUCACCUGCGUACCGUCCCAAGGAGGUUCCACUUUAGGAAUGGGCGCUCAACAUUCGCACGUGCGGAAGUUCUCCAUCAGCGAACACGCCACGGAGCAACGAAGAAUCCACCGGCAACUACUGCAACAACUCAAAUCGGAACGGAACGUAACCAGCGGCACGGGCACGUCGAGCGACGAGAGCGACAGCGAGGACGAAAUCAGCGAGGCCAGCGACACCGAAGUCGAUCCGGACAACUACCACUUCCUGCAGCCGGUGCCGACGCGGCAGCGGCGCGCCCUCCUGCGCGCCGCCGGCGUCCGCAAGAUCGACGCCGUCGAGAAGGACGACUGCCGGACCAUCAGGACGUCGCGCGAGUUCUGCGGCUGCGGCUGCAAGGGCUACUGCGAUCCGGACACGUGCUCCUGCAGCCAGGCGGGCAUCAAGUGCCAGGUGGACCGGCUCAACUUCCCCUGCGGCUGUUCGAGGGACAAUUGCGGCAACUCCAGCGGCCGGAUCGAGUUCAAUCCGGUCAGAGUGCGUACUCAUUUCAUCCACACAUUAAUGAGGUUGGAGCUGGAGAAGGAGAAGGAGGAGAAGUCGGACAACAAGGAGGCCUGUCCGAGUUGGAUGGACAACGAGAGGUUGCUGGGGGUGCUGGAGAGCGGUCACGCUCCCGCCAAAGCGCCGAGUAAAUAUAACAAUAAUUUGCUGCGGGACGUGCCGUUGGCGACCAAUGUGGAAGCGGAGAAUUGCGUGCACACCGGCAGCUUCACGAAUCUUCAUUACGGGGCCCCCGGAGAGGGGCCGGGGCAGCUGCCGGAUAGAGCGGAUUCUUUGGACCUGUACACCUUCAGAGAGACCUGCUACAGCGAGGAUAACGGCCAGGAGGACAGGAACCAGCCGGGUUUCCUCUUUUCGAACGUUGGGUUCUCCAAUUACACACCGCCCCAGAACCACUACGGGCAACAGUCCUACAUAGAGAAAAAUCCAGUUUACCAAGGUUUCUCCGAAUUCUCGCCGAUCUUCAACCCGUACGCCAACAUGUACGUGCCGGAGUUCGCCCAGAAGCCGCUCGAGUGCGGCUUCCAGCAGCCGCCGCCGGCGGCGGGAGCGGCGCCGUUCGGCGCCGACGCCUUCGCGGAGCCGAAGGGCGGCCAGUACGCGAGUUUGAGCCCCGUGGCGUCGUCGGGCAAGGUGGAGUCGUUCUCGGAGCUGCUGAGCGGCCGGUACGGCGCGUACCCCGCCUACGAGGGCGAGUUCUCCGGGCUGGGCGAGUGCCAGCAGGGCGGCGAGAAGGGCGCCGAGCGGCCGGCCGGCGCCGACGAGGCCGACGAGAACUUCGGCGAGAUCAUCAAGAAGUCCAUGGUGGAGAGCGUGUCGGCGUAG